AUGAGUAACGACAACUAUGAAGAACAAGAAGUAUUUCAAAGAAUACAAACUCAUUUCCCGCCUGCCAAAAUUAAGAAAAUAAUGCAAACAGAUGAAGAUAUUGGUAAAGUUUCGCAAGCUACACCUGUCAUUGCAGGCAGAGCACUUGAAUUAUUUGUUGCAAUGCUAGUUUCACAAGCUGGCCAAACAGCUCGUUCACAAGGAAAUAAAAGAAUCUCUGCAGACACUUUGCGUGAAACAAUUAUGCAUUCGGAGAAAUUUGAUUUUUUACGCGAAGCCGUAUGCGGUGAUGACGUUGAUGAUGAUGAUGAUGCUGCUGCUGCUGCUGCCACUACUGAAGAUUGA
Maudiozyma saulgeensis is the source of this 345-nucleotide messenger RNA. The record is from the annotation of a GenBank genome assembly. NCBI's taxonomy places the organism in Eukaryota, Fungi, Ascomycota, Saccharomycetes, Saccharomycetales, Saccharomycetaceae.